GUGCCCGCUUCGGGCUGCGCGGUGCGCGCCCCCCCCCCCCCCCUCCGGUGUGCGCUUACCGCGGUCCCGGCUACACCCGCGCCCGUCCCGGUGCUUCCUGCGCUGACUCCGGUUUUCCCUUGGCGGAGCGGCCUCGGCACCAUGUCCGUGAGCAGCCACGAGAACCGGAAAUCCCGCUCGAGCUCCGGCUCCAUGAACAUCCACCUCUUCCACAAACCGGGCCACGCCGACAGCCUCCUCACGCACCUCAACCUGCUCCGCAAGCGGCACCUCUUCACCGACGUGGUGCUGCGUGCGGGGAACCAGACCUUCCACUGCCACCGGGCUGUCCUGGCCUCCUGCAGCCGCUACUUCGAGGCUAUGUUCAGCGGGGGCCUGAAGGAGAGCAGAGACGCUGAAGUGAACUUCCACGACUCCCUCCACCCCGAGGUGCUGGAGCUGCUGCUGGACUAUGCCUACUCGGCGCGGGUGCUGAUUAACGAGGAGAACGCCGAGUCCUUGCUGGAAGCCGGGGACAUGCUGCAGUUCCAGGAUAUUCGGGAGGCUUCGGCUGACUUUCUGGAGAAGAAUCUCUACCCCGGGAAUUGCCUGAACAUGCUGCUGCUGUCCGAUGCCCACUGCUGCGAGCGGCUGCUGGAGCUCUCCUGGAGGAUGGCGUUGGCCAACUUCACCUCGCUCUGCAAGACUGAAGACUUCCUGCGACUGCCCAAGGACAAGCUGCUGGAGCUGGUGGAGAGCGAAGAGCUGGAGGUAGAGGACGAGACGUUGGUCUAUGAAGCUGUUAUAGGUUGGAUCCGCUACGACUUGCCCCGGCGUCACGAAGUUCUGCCCGAGCUGCUGCGCUCUGUCCGCCUGGCCCUGCUGCCCGAGUCCUACCUGCGCAAGCAAGUGGCCUGCGAGAAGCUGGUGACCAGCCACAAGCUGGGAGAGGAGAUCGUGGCUGACGCCGUCCGAUGCAAGAUGAAGAUCCUGCAAAACGACGGCCUGGUGACGGGCUGCUGUGCCCGACCCCGCAAGGUCAGCCAGGCCCUGCUGCUGCUGGGGGGCCAGACCUUCAUGUGCGACAAGAUUUACGUGCUGGAUCACAAAACCAGCGAGAUCAUUCCCCGUGCGGACAUCCCGAGCCCUCGGAAGGAGUGCAGCGCCUGCGCUAUCGGCUGCAAGGUGUACAUCACCGGCGGUAAAGGCUCCGAGAACGGCGCUUCCAAAGACGUCUGGGUUUACGACACCCUCCACGACGAGUGGGCAAAAGCUGCUCCCAUGCUGGUGGCGCGGUUUGGCCACGGCUCCGCGGAGCUGGACCACUGCCUGUACGUGGUGGGGGGGCACACAGCAGGCAGCGGCGCCUUCCCGGCCUCCCCCUCCGUCUCCCUCAAGCAAGUGGAACACUACGACCCGCAGCUGGACAAGUGGUCCUUGGUGGCUCCUCUGCGCGAAGGCGUCAGCAACGCCGCCGUGGUGGGAGCCAAGAUGAAGCUGUUUGUCUUCGGUGGCACCAGCGCCAACCAGGAGAAGCUGCCCAAGGUGCAGUGCUUUGACCCCUGCCAGAACCGCUGGUCGGUGCCCGCCAGCUGCCCGCAGCCCUGGCGGUACACGGCCGCUGCCGUGGUGGGCAGCCACGUCAUCGUCAUCGGCGGCGACACGGAGUUCUCGGCCAGCUCCGCGUACCGCUUCCACAGCGACACCUUCCAGUGGUCCAAGUUUGGGGACGUCACCGCGAAGCGCAUCAGCUGCCGCGCCGUGGCCUCGGGGAACAGGCUGUACGUGGUGGGGGGGUACUGCGGGGCUCAGCGCUGCAAGACGCUGGACUGUUACGACCCAGCGUCCGACACGUGGAGCAGCGUCACGACGGUGCCUUACUCCCUCAUCCCCACCGCCUUCAUCAGCACCUGGAAGUACCUGUCCGCCUGAGGCGCGGCGUGGCGAAGGACCUGGGGGGUAAAUAGGUGUGCAUCAACCCAGAGCUCCAAUCUGUGCUGCGCAAGGGGUGAACCCUGAGGGGCAGGUGCGUGUGGAACCGGACUGGGACUGGAGUUGUUGUAGGGAACGGAGCAUCAGCACCAGAAAGGUGCUUCCGGGCUGGUGGUUUGAUGUAAAGCUCUGCAGGAGCGAGACCAAACGUCUCUUUAGGUGCUGAAACGCUGCGGGGAGAAGAUUAGUAUUAAUAACAGACACUUAACCUGGCAUCCCAGCCCUUCCACUGGGUCUU
Pezoporus occidentalis (night parrot) is the source of this 2209-nucleotide messenger RNA. RefSeq names its product ectoderm-neural cortex protein 1-like. The transcript has a single exon. The coding region runs from base 142 to 1911 and encodes 589 amino acids. Gene Ontology annotation, molecular function: protein binding. NCBI's taxonomy places the organism in Eukaryota, Metazoa, Chordata, Aves, Psittaciformes, Psittacidae. The record is from RefSeq and is a predicted model, not a curated record.